This is a messenger RNA of Copidosoma floridanum, 2016 nucleotides long. RefSeq lists its product as uncharacterized. The record is from RefSeq and is a predicted model, not a curated record. Gene Ontology annotation, cellular component: nucleus. Gene Ontology annotation, biological process: regulation of gene expression. Lineage: Eukaryota; Metazoa; Arthropoda; Insecta; Hymenoptera; Encyrtidae.
ACUAAACAAAAUAAAGAAAUGAUACUAGGAUUUCCAUACAGUAGUUUUUGGUACCCUAAAUAAUAAGUACAGUUAUAGCUGUUCGCACGGAUAACAAUAAAACAAAAAAAGGGUUGAAAACGUUCGUUUCACUGCUGAGGAAGAAGAAAAGCCAAAAAUUAAAUGUUAGCCACUGAAAAAACGAACUUCCUUGGUUUCAAUAAAAAAUCCAAUUAUAAACGGCACUCGUGGAAAACAUCGAUAGCGACGUUAAAAACUUCACAGUUUUCACUGAAGUUCUAGUCAACACUCACUGGAAAAUUUAAUGGAUGAUAAUACUUACAAUGAAAGAUAAUAAAUAAGCAGAGGAAUAUACAACACCUGAUGUGCAAAUAUUGCAAUGAUACGUUCUCUAGCCAAACUGAACUUGACAAACACAAACAUUUGCAUUUGGACAGAAAACAUUAUAAAUGUAUCAAUUGUGAAAAGUCAUUUAUUAGCAUGAGUGACUUGACAAAUCAUACUUGUACCCGUACCAGCGAAAAGCCUUACAAAUGUCAGUUUUGCCCAAAAUCUUAUUCUUCGAAACAAAGCUUAAAACGGCACACUCGCUUGCAUACACACGAAAAGCCAUUUGAGUGUAAAAUCUGUAGCAAAUCUUUUUCUCAAUCAUUUAAUUUAAAAAUACAUAAUAAGCAACAUAUCAUAAAUGAUGAGAAUUUUAAAUGCAACUAUUGCGGUAAGUCAUAUGCAAAGAAACAGGCUCUAAGGAAACACAUUCUCGUCCAUUUAGGCGUAAGGCUAUAUGAAUGUAAAAUCUGCAAAAAAUCUUUCUCUCAAAACUGUAAUUUAAAAGUGCAUGCUCGUAUCCAUACAGGCGAAAGGCCCCAUAAAUGUGAAAUAUGCGGCAAAUCUUUCCGUCUACUAUUUUACUUAACACAGCAUACACGAAUCCAUACACUUGAAAAGCCAUAUAAAUGUGAAAUCUGCGACAAAUCAUUUACUCAAGCCAUUACUUUAAAAAGGCAUAUUCGUAUCCAUACAGGCGAAAGACCGUUUUCAUGUAAAGUCUGUAAAAAAUCUUUCACUCAAAACUGUAAUUUAAUAUUUCAUACUCGUAUCCAUACAGGCGAGAGGCCCUAUGAAUGUGAAAUAUGUGGCAGAUCUUUUACUCAUAGCUCUACUUUAAAAUCGCAUACUUAUACCCACACAGGUGAAAAGCCACACAAAUGUCAAAUCUGCGGCAAAUCUUUUUCUCAAACUCAUACCCUGAAAGUACAUACUUUUAUCCAUACAGGCGAAAAACCUUAUUCAUGUGAUAUCUGCAACAAAUCGUUUCAGCGAGCAUAUCAAUUAAAAACGCAUAAUCAAGUUCAUACAGGGGAGAAGUUAUAUAAAUGUAGAAUUUGUGGAAAAUCAUUUUCUCAUACAGGGACCCUAGUAAAGCAUACUCGCAUACAUACAGGUGAAAAGCCUUACAAAUGUGAUAUUUGCAACAGAUCUUUCAAUCAAAUAUCUUAUUUAAGAGCCCAUAUAGCAAUCCAUACACUUGAAAAGCAAUAUAAAUGUGAAAUCUGUGACAGAUCUUUUUCUCAAUCAUAUUAUUUAUCGACACACACUCGUAUUCAUACAGGCGAAAAGCCGUACAAAUGUAAAAUCUGCGACAAAUCCUUUGCUUAUAGUUCUAAUCUAAGAAAACAUACUUUGGUCCAUGACAAAAUCAACCAAUGCUUUAAAUGCGACUAUUGCGGCAAGUCUUUUACUGAUAAAAACAAGAUUAUAAGGCACCUACAUACUCACAUAGAAAAAUCAUGUGAUCGCAAAAUCUGUGGUGAAUCUCUUUUUGACAAAUGUAAUCUGAAAUCUCAUAGUCUAGUUCAUAACAGCGAUCGACUCUAUAGAUGCCACGAAUGCGGUAAAUUUUUUACUGAAAAACAUAAUCUCAUACAUCAUACGCGGACACAUACUAGCGGAAGUAUAAUUUAACAAUCUUUUGGAUGGUUAAUGUUAAAUUUUUCAAAAAUUUCAUCUUUUUGA